CUCCUUCGCUCCUUCAGCACCUCCAGUCUCUUCGCGAAAUCUCAGUGGAUUCGAUUCGGUGCUUUGAUAUUUUUAUUUUGGUUCAAUGGUCGUUAGAUUCAUAAAUAGUGCCUUUUUAUAGCUCUAUUAAUUAAUGGUGUUAGUUUAUUCGAAUAAAUAAUCCUUUUGUGAUUAGUGAUAGUGAUUAAUCUAAAACCACUAAGCUGUAAUGUAAAAUCGUAAUUUUUUUUUUAAAUGUUUUGAUUAGUGAUUCAUUUCAGUUCCUUUUCGUAAUGUAUCUAAUUUAUUUAAUUUUGUGUGAUAUACCUUUAAUACUAGCAUCAAAUAAUUAUUAUUAUGUCUCUGAAUCAUUUCUUCCUCCGGUACCAUCGGAGUUGGAGUUGGAGUUUAAAUCUUUAGUAAAUAUCGAUAGAACAAAACGAGAUGCUGGUUCGGUAGAGCAUUCAAUAAUAAGUACCACAAGUCAUCCCCCUGAAUUGCAACAUCCUCCCGUUCAUGACCUUCCCAGCAAAAAUGAUAAUACUACCAAUUCCAGUCAUCCUAAUAACGUGAUAACCAAUACUGUGUUGAAUACUACUACGACAUCGUCUACAAAUAAAAUAAAUGUUUAUAAUACUCUAAAUAAUGCGACCAAUGUUACCGCUCAACGAGCUCGAGCAUCGGCUCAGCCAGAUAUCUAUAUGCAAUCGUAUUAUAAUUACACCGGAGUUUUGCCUGAUUUAACCAACGAGGACUUGAAACAACAUAAUAUCACCAAGACUCGCGAGGAUUCGCAUAUCUAUUACAACAGUACGCGAACUGAUGAUCCGGAAAUUGGGAAGCAUUAUUGGGUUGAUAUGAAUAAUAGGCCGGACGUUACUAAUCACUCGAUGUUAUCUCAUUCGCAUAGAAGAGCCGUGACGGUGACUUUACCUUUCAAAUUCCAAUUUUACGGACACGAAAUAGAAAAUGUGACUAUUGCUACCGGCGGAUUUUUAUAUACGGGGGAUUACAUUCAUUCGUGGCUAGCUGCUACGCAGUAUAUUGCUCCAUUGAUGGCGAAUUUCGACACGAGUCUUUCAAACGAUUCAAAUAUUAAAUAUGUGUACAACAGUACUGCUUUCACCGUUCUAUGGGAAAAUGUGAGCUUACAAGAUCAACCAAAUUCUGGAAAUUUCACUUUCGAAGUUACCUUAAAAUCGAACGGAGAUAUUAUUUUCGUUUAUCAACAUAUUCCUAAUAUUACUGCCGAACUCACCGAUCAUUUUCAUCCGGUCAAAAUUGGUUUAUCCGAUGCCUACAUUAUGGAUAGGACUAUAUUUUUCGUUCGAAGGAAAACUAUUUUCGAAUACCAUAGAGUACAAUUCGAUAAGAAAGAGUUGAAGAACGGUACCGUCAUUUAUUUAAGACCACUACCCACUUGUCAGAACAAAAAUACUUGCGAAUCUUGUCUAGCUAAAGAUGUUGGGUUUGAUUGUCAAUGGUGCGAUAAUAGAUGCUCGAAUGGAUUCGAUAGACGUAGACACGAGUGGAUAAAAAAAGAAUGCGAUAAGAAACGAAUCAACGAAACUAGGUAUUGCAGUUUAGCCAAUGAAAAAAUUCCUACGCCUGGAGCUCAUAAAGCGAUGAACUAUAAUGAAGAAAUGCCCAGUAGUAGUUCGAAGAGCGUUAUAUUUUUGACAAUUGUGACGAUCGGUUGCGUUUUAUCGAUAUUGGUUUGGACAUUGUACGCGUACAGAAAUCCGCAUUCGACGUCUGGGCAGAUUUUGAUCAGGUAUCGACCAAGUCAAUGGAGCGGAUGGAGAAAAGGCGAAGCUCGUUAUACCGCGGCUACCAUUCAUAUGUGAUCUUGUAAUUUUAAUUUUAUUUCGGGGUUUAUUUCGCUAUACGUCGGUGGUGUAGUUGAACGACUAUUUUUUUUCACAUUUCAGUUUUUUUUCUUUACGAUUAAUUUUAUUUUUUUACAAAAUUAAAUCUUAUGGAAGAAAUCUACUUGUGAUGGAAAUUAUUAUCAUGUAAGUUAGAUCUGUUGAGGUAUUUUAGUUAAUAUGUAUGUUGUAUUCCCUACAUUUUUUUUUCUUCUCAAUUUCAUUUUAUUUUUGUUUCAACGUUAUUCUUCUCGUUUAAAUCUCUGGUAUGUACCUACCUAAUUCACGCAACAUGUCAGCUGAAUUGUUUUUAUUUUUAUACAUACGAACUCAUUUUUAACGAUCUUCCAAGCGAAUCAUUUUUAAUCGAAGGUUUUAAUUAUUUUUUAUCAUUUUAUUUUAAAUUUUUGUUUCCAUUGAUCACCUGACUUGAUUUUUUGUUUGUUAUACAUUGUUGUGUUGAGUAUUGGAAUGAUUUAAUAUUUUCCUAGGGAAUAUUUUUUUUUUUUUUUAAACAGAGUGUAUAUAAUUUUAGUUACUAAAAAAGUACGUUAGUUUUUAAAAAAUUAUUACGAGUUAGUGCGAAAACUGAGAGCGGUGAUUUUACGAAAAAAAUUUGAGUUAUUUUUCUAAGAUAAUGUUGUUCGAUGUUUUUAUUUAUUUGUACUUAUAUUUUCUAUUGCUGCCUGGUGCAUUACGAAAUAGAGUUUCGGUAAGAGCUUUUUUUGUUGAUCUUAUAUUUAUCUGCCUUCUUUUUCUUUGGAAUAUUGUAAAAGUUGAAAACACAUCUCGAUUUCGAGGAUGAUUUGUAUUUUUUUAAAUAUGUUGUAUUCUUUUUGUACCUGCUGCUAAUGUUAUUUUAACCUCGAGUUCACUAUAACGAGGAGAUAUGAACGAUUUUUAUGUCGAUGGAUCUUUGAUCUUGACGAAUAAGAACUGUUUUAGUUGUUACAGUCAAUUUGCAUUGAAAAAGCUGGCCAAUUUUAGCACCAUGUUCAGUAAUGAAUUUUAUUCACUGUGAUAAUCAUUAGAGUUUCCCAUCCGAUCUUUUUCAUUAAGUACGUCGGGAUCGAGAAAUUUUCAAUUUCACGUACUGUACCUAUCUACUCCGUUAUUGAUCAAUUUUUUUUCAAAUAGAUUUUGUAACAGCGUAUUGAAUUUUCAUCUUAAA
Planococcus citri (citrus mealybug) is the source of this 3018-nucleotide messenger RNA. Its product is annotated as lethal (1) G0289. The coding region runs from base 273 to 1826 and encodes 517 amino acids. The record is from RefSeq and is a predicted model, not a curated record. Lineage: Eukaryota; Metazoa; Arthropoda; Insecta; Hemiptera; Pseudococcidae. The transcript is spliced from 11 exons.